AUGGCAGGCAUUCCCUAUGUCCUGUCAGGCUGCUCCAGGCCCCCGCCUAGCUCCCCGUCCCUAGCCUCUCGCCCAGGACCUCCCCACAGCUCCAGCCCUCUGCCCAGCCCAUCGGAGGCCCUGUGGCCCUGUCCCCGCACUGCCCCCUCUGUCAGUAAUCAGACAUUCUCUUCUCACCAUCACUAUCCCUGCAGCUGUCCAAAUAGAGUGAGAAGAAAAUGUUCUCUUUCCGGAACAGCUGGACUGACAGGCCAGGAAGGCCAGGUGGCCCGAGGCAGCCAGGAUGACAGCUCUCCCCAGGAACCCUGCUACCCGCUGAGAAACAUGAUCAGCAAGUCCCGCUGGAAGCUCCUGGCCAUGCUGGCUCUGGUCCUGGUCGUCAUGGUGUGGUAUUCUAUCUCCCGGGAAGACAGUUUUUAUUUUCCCAUCCCAGAGAAGAAGGAGCCGUGCUUCCAGGGGGAAGUGGAGAGGAAGGCCUCUAAGCUGUUCGGCAACUACUCCCGAGAUCAGCCCAUCUUCCUGCAGCUGAAGGAUUAUUUCUGGGUCAAGACACCGUCUGCCUAUGAGCUGCCGUACGGGACCAAGGGGAGUGAAGACCUGCUCCUCCGGGUUCUAGCCGUCACCAGCUACUCCAUCCCAGAGAGCAUCCAGAGUCUCAAGUGUCGCCGCUGCGUGGUGGUGGGGAACGGGCACCGGCUUCGCAACAGUUCGCUGGGGGACGCCAUCAACAAGUACGACGUGGUCAUCAGAUUGAACAAUGCCCCAGUGGCUGGCUACGAGGGCGACGUGGGCUCCAAGACCACCAUGCGUCUCUUCUACCCUGAGUCCGCCCACUUCGACCCCAAAGUGGAGAACAACCCAGACACACUCCUCGUCCUGGUAGCUUUCAAGGCAAUGGACUUCCACUGGAUUGAGACCAUCCUGAGUGACAAGAAGAGGGUGCGAAAGGGCUUCUGGAAGCAGCCUCCCCUCAUCUGGGACGUCAACCCCAGGCAGGUUCGGAUUCUCAACCCUUUCUUCAUGGAGAUUGCAGCGGACAAGCUGCUGAGCCUUCCCAUGCAGCAGCCGCGUAAGAUUAAGCAGAAGCCCACCACCGGCUUGCUGGCCAUCACGCUGGCACUCCACCUCUGCGACCUGGUGCAUAUCGCCGGCUUUGGCUACCCAGAUGCCCACAACAGGAAGCAGACCAUUCACUACUAUGAACAGAUCACACUCAAGUCCAUGGCGGGGUCAGGCCACAAUGUCUCCCAGGAGGCCCUGGCCAUCAAGCGGAUGCUGGAGAUCGGAGCAGUCAAGAACCUCACGUUCUUCUGACUGGGGCGGAAGCUGUAUCCACCCGUCUGCCCGCUUGGCCGCCUGAACGACCCCAUCCGUAGCUGUGGGGGUGCCUGGUGAUGCGCUUGGACUCCCCCUUCCCUGUGUGGAGAGGGGUCCUGGUACUGGCCAGGCCUGAGACAGGGCCGUGCCCCUGGCUGCUCUCAAGGCGGCUGGAUCCAGUCAGGGUGGAGGCCCAGGGUGGCUGGAGGCCAUCUGAGGCGCGGGCUUUGUGCCGUGUGCCCCAUCUCCACCAGGGCCGGGGGCUUAUUUAAUGGGCUAUUUAAUUAAAGGGUAGGAACGUGCCACGGGCUGGUCCCAUGGCAUCAAAAAAGGGGCAAAAUACAGUGUUCUGCCCACUUGUGAUAAAAACACAAAAGUGCAGGACCUGCUAAAGCCUAGCCCCAGAGUAGGCCUCCCAGGAGGGCAGGGACGUCUGGAGCGGGCGGGUGCCCUUCGGAGAGGGGCUGCUAUCUCCCAGCAGGCAUGGGAAGAGCACUGGGAUGGGGGUCCCACAGAGAAUGGGCCCUCAUCUAGAAAAGAGGUUUGAAACCUAACAUUAAACUAUUUUUCCUAAAAUGGGAGCAGUUGUGACACCCUGUGUCCUUCAGGUUGGGGAGGACAUGGAUGGGGGCAAGUGGGCAUGGCAGGGGGCACCCUGUCCUAGCACUAGACAGGCUUGUUAAAGACCAGCAGUGUCUCUGGGACCCUGUGGGACCCAGAGGAGGCCACGGUCAUUCAAGAAACAAUUACUGGGUACAGUGCUUGGUGCCAAGUCGUUCAUUGUCCCCCUGGUGAAGCAGGCACGCGGGUGGCACCCAGAGUGGGCUGUCUGCUGGACACCCAGCCUGGCCUUCUUCAUCCUGGUUUACAUCCUAAAGGUAGGGAGAGGCAGGAGGAUGCCCGAUGGGAGUGGCCGAAACCCAUCCUCCUCUCUCCGCUCCCUCUCUCUCCCCCUCCAAGCCUUCCUUUCUGAAACCUCAUGCUGGGAGGUGUGUGUUUGAGGACAGGGGUGGAGUAAGACAAAGGAAGCCAAGUUUCCUUUCUCAGAUUAAGUGGGAAUCAUAAAAUGGAGUUUACAGAAGGUCCUGCCCAGUGGCCCAGGCUGCCAGGAUUGGGAUGGGGAGGGUUUGGGCCACGUCUGAGGGAUUUGGCAAGGCCUGUCCCGCCGGUUGCCGGGCCAGGGGACAAAUGCUGUUUUCCCUGGGUUUCUAGAAUUAGGAGAGCCCUGCCAUUUGCCUGUAUCUCCCUGCUUUGUUCUCCAUCUUCCCAGGCCCUGCUUAGCUGCCAACUGGGCAUCUUUCCACCCCCACAGCUGUUCCUUUACAUCUGGAGCCAGGAGGGAGAGCUGGAACUCCCCCACAGGGAAUGGGACUCACAGCUGUGUUCUUGGCUUUCUCGGAAAGAGUUGCAGCCUUGAGGUUUUGAGACAGUGAGACUGGGACAGGACAGAUAAAGAGGGGCAGAGAUCUGGGAGAAGCAGGGGAAGAUGACCCACUUCUGGGCCGAACGUUGGAGGAGCCUUGCGAACACCUAUCCUUAGGCCCCAGAACAGUCCUGAGGACCAUCCCUGGGCAUAGAAUUGCCUCUAUUGCUAACCACUAACCGUGCUCUCCCUAGGGGAGAGGGGGAGUCUGAAAGCAAAUACGGCCCCAGCCUCUGCAGCCCCUAGCCCUCUCCACUCUACAGGGGGGUAAGCUUUGUCUCCCAGGCUUUGACCUGGGUGUUGUGGGGUGGGGGAGUGGGGGACAACCUGUUGACUCCAGCAGGGGUGUGAACGUGUGCAGGGAUCUGAGUUCUGCCUAUCCCUGAUGCCUGCCCAGCAGCUUCUUGUGAGGGUAUGCAAGGGAGUGUCCAUUUCCCCAUCCAGGGCCAUUGAAAGUAGCUGUCAGCACAUACGAUCCAGCUGUCCUGGACUGGGGCCACUGCCUGUUACUGAACACUCCUAAACUUGAGCCAGAAUCGAGCACACAGGGAUGGGUCAGACCCCCCACCCCUGCCCCCCCCCAAACUCCACACACAUGCAUAUAGACGAGGGAACGUUUUACAUUCUUGUUGGGUUACGCUUCUGAUGCCAUAUGCAGCGAAUUUCAUGAUUGAGAGGGGAGGGGACAGACACAUCUAGACUGGCCAUUGUUCCUUUGGGUGGGCUCAGCUCUCUCCAGUGUGCCCCAGCCCCAAGGCACAUUGCAGGGUGCCUUAGUACCGGUCCAAUGUCAGAGUCAGAACGGGGAGUAGAGCUUUGAUUUGGAGCGGCUGGAUGGGGUUUUUCGGUGUUCUGAGAAAAGGACUGUCGUUCUUCCGUUAGCUCAACCAGUGAGAAUGAACUAACUGCCUCCCUGUCUGCCUGGUACUGAUUAAACAAACGUGCCCUGAAAAUGAGUCAGGAGGGGAAGUAGGGAACAAGAUGCGAAAGCAUGUGAGUGCAAGUCUACGCAUCCGGGUUCGAUACAGGGCUCUGGCAUGUCAUUCUGUACGACCGUGGGUCAGUCAUUUCUCCAUGUCUAUGCUCCGUCCGAUUCCUACAUUGAUUGAGCCAGGAGGGUGGUCCAGCCAUUGAGGGCCACUUACACCAGAACCAUCUGGGGGUGAUUUAAGAAUGCAUACCUGGGUCUUAUCCAGGCCGCGGGGGAGGCGGCCCAGGAAUCUGGAAAUUUAACAAGCAUCCAGCAUCACUGCUCCAGCAGUCUAGACUCCAGGAUGAGCUCACGGCCUCUCUCAACUCCAGGGUCUGGUCUGCGCGCACAGCCCAACCUAAUCCCUGGCGUCCUUGAACGGUGUUGAUUAGGCGCACGCGCGCUUCUCUCCCGCUGGCCUACAGGCAGCGGAGAAGCUACGGCGCUGGGCUUGCCCCGCCCCCAGCGGCUGGGGCGGAGGCCCGGGUGCGCAUGCGUCGCAGGAGCGGGUUGUAGGGCGGAGUGCGGUGGCGGCAGGGGGGUGGCUACGCUGGCCAGGGUGGGAACCGGGUGGGG
Molecule: messenger RNA, 4286 nt
Organism: Enhydra lutris kenyoni (northern sea otter)
Lineage: Eukaryota; Metazoa; Chordata; Mammalia; Carnivora; Mustelidae
Product: ST3 beta-galactoside alpha-2,3-sialyltransferase 4
Exons: 11
Coding region: 1-1314 (437 amino acids)
Biological process (GO): glycolipid biosynthetic process
Molecular function (GO): sialyltransferase activity
Source: RefSeq, a predicted model, not a curated record